Messenger RNA from Bactrocera neohumeralis, 5567 nucleotides. It is a transcript of the gene unc-45, whose product is annotated as protein unc-45 homolog B. NCBI's taxonomy places the organism in Eukaryota, Metazoa, Arthropoda, Insecta, Diptera, Tephritidae. The record is from RefSeq and is a predicted model, not a curated record. Gene Ontology annotation, molecular function: Hsp90 protein binding. The transcript is spliced from 3 exons. Bases 358 to 3189 code for a protein of 943 amino acids.
AAUGAAGAAGAAAAUGUCGAAGAAAUUUAUUAAUAGAUUUUUUAUUGGUUUGUAAAACAAGGCAUUUGAGCAUGAAAUUUUGUGAAUGAGCUUUUCUAAGUUUUCAUGAAGUUUCGGGAAAACUGUCAAUUUUACGCGAGCAACGUAGAAUGUUAUCGAGAAUAUUCUACAGUCAGAAAAUCUAAAAUUAUUCAUGUGCCACCCGACCUUAUAAAAGUGGCCAGCAAGACAGCAGAUGGAAGAAAUUAAUUGAAUCUUGAAAUAUAGGCGUGACAUAAUAAUAUUUUUAUUAUAUACUUUAUUUAAAUUUUAAUUAAAAUUUUAUUUGGAAGUUUGAAUUAUUACAAAAUUGAAAUAAUGACUGUUGAAGGCGAAAUAGAAGCUGUUAACUACAAAGAUGAGGGCAAUAACGCUUUCAAAUCUGAAAGAUGGGAGGAGGCUGUUUCAUGUUAUACAAAUGCUAUAGCAGCUGGUGAAAAGCAUAAGGAGUUACCCAUUUUUUAUAAAAAUCGAGCUGCAGCUUACUUAAAACUAGAGAAAUAUAAAGAUGCUCUCAAUGAUUGCACCGAGUCUUUACGUAUUUCACCAAAAGAUCCAAAAGCUUUAUUUCGACGUGCGCAGGCCUAUGAAGCCUUGCAGAAAUUUGAGGAAGCUUACAAAGACGCUACUGAUUUGUUUAAAGAAGAUCCUACUAAUAAAUCAGUACAACCGAUGUUGCAACGCUUACAUCAAAUAGUGCAGGAGCGCGUGGCACAAAAUGCAAAAACUUCAACUAAGGUCAAUCAAAUGAUGGAUAUCACUUUUGACAUGGGAACUCCUUCAGAUAAACGUCGUUCGGGUGCCAAUAAUUUAUUAGUUUUAGCUAAAGAAGAGGUCGGCGCACACUUGCUUUUUAAUGCUGGAUGUAUUACGAAAAUUUCUACAAUUACCAAAAUAGAAAAGGAUCCUGAAAUAUACUGCAAUCUCAUUCGCGUCGUUGGUGAAUUAUGUGGAGGAUCCGUGGAUCGCACAAAGGCAGUAUUGAGAGAAUUGGGUGUACCAUGGUUCCUACAUGUCUUAGACCACAGGCACGAAGAACGUGUUACGGCAGCCCAAUACUGUUUACAAGCCAUUAUUAAUUCAUUGUCGGGCAUGGAAAACAAGCCAGAAAGCAAGCCAAAAAAAGAACUUUGUGAGCAGAAUAAAAAAGAAAUUGAUACACUCCUUACUUGCUUGGUUUACACCAUAACUGAUCGGACUAUUUCCGGGCCAGCACGUGAUGCUAUCAUCGAGUUAUUGACGCGGAAUAUUCACUAUACAGCCUUAGAAUGGGCGGAGAGGUUAGUUGAAAUUCGUGGUUUACAUCGACUAUUAGAUGUAUGCUCCGAGUUAGAGGAAUACAAAUACGAGAGUGCCAUGGAGAUAACACCUUCCUCGCGUACAAUUGCUUCGGUGUGCAUGGCUCGAAUUUUCGAGAACAUGUACUAUGAUGAAGCAAGAAAGCGUUAUUCAGAUCAGAUUGAUGAGUAUGUUAAAGAUAAACUCUUAGAUCCUGAUAUGGAAUCAAAAAUUCGGGUAACAGUUGCUAUAACUUCUUUGUUGUCUGGUCCAUUAGACGUGGGAAAUCAAAUUAUAGCAAGAGAAGGCAUUUUACAAAUGAUUUUGGCCAUGGCCACAACUGAUGAUGAGUUGCAACAACGAGUUGCUUGCGAAUGUAUAGUAGCUGCAGCUUCUAAAAAAGACAAAGCGAAAGCAUUGUGCGCUCAAGGUGUAGAUAUAUUGAAAAACCUGUAUAAAUGUAAAAACGACAAUAUACGUGUGCGUGCGUUGGUUGGUCUAUGCAAACUUGGCAGUUACGGGGGCCAAGAUGCUGCCAUACGACCGUUUGCUGAUGGAGCUACAAGUAAAUUAGCCGAAGCGUGUCGUCGUUUCUUAAUCAAACCUGGUAAGGAUCGUGAUAUUCGCCGUUGGGCGGCUGAUGGGCUGGCCUACCUUACUCUCGAUGCUGAGGUAAAAGAGAAACUGAUAGAGGACAAACCGGCGAUUCAUGCUCUCAUUGAUUUGGCACGAUCCGGCGACCAGUCCUGUCUUUAUGGAGUCGUCACCACAUUUGUUAAUCUCGUUAAUGCCUACGAGAAGCAAGAGAUGUUGGAAGAGAUGAUAGAACUAGCGAAAUUCGCCAAGCAUCAUAUACCAGAAGAACAUGAAUUGGAUGAUACGGACUUUGUGAAUAAACGAAUUACUAUGCUUGCUAAUGAAGGUAUAACAGGAGCAUUGUGUGCACUUGCUAAAACUGAAAGUCACAACUCCCAGGAACUUAUUGCCCGGGUACUAAACGCUGUAUGUGGUUUACAAGAGCUACGCGGUAAGGUUGUGCAGGAUGGUGGAGUCAAAGCAUUGUUACGAAUGGCAUUAGAGGGUACAGAAAAAGGAAAACGUCAAGCUUCACAAGCGUUAGCGCGCAUCGGUAUUACAAUCAAUCCUGAGGUAGCAUUUGCUGGGCAGCGUAGUUUGGAUGUUAUAAGACCACUGUUGAAUUUACUGGCUCAAGAUUGUACCGCAUUGGAGAACUUUGAAUCACUUAUGGCCCUAACAAAUUUGGCAGCGAUGAAUGAGAGUGUAAGGCAACGUAUAGUGAAGGAACAGGGCGUUUCGAAAAUCGAAAUUUACCUAAUGGAAGAUCACUUAUACCUAACGCGGGCAGCGGCACAAUGCAUCUGCAAUAUGGUUAUGUCAGAUGAGGUUGUGAAAAUGUUCGAAAAACCUAAUGAUCGUGUCAAGUUUCUUGCAUUGCUAUGUGAAGAGGAAGAUGAGGAUACUGCAAAAGCUUGUGCUGGGGCGCUAGCUAUGUUAACGUCAAUUUCCAAAAUAUGUUGCGUAAAAAUAUUAGAAAUUAGUUCUUGGCUACAGGUUUUGCAUACGUUAAUUGCCAAUCCAAGUCCCGAUGUCCAACAUCGUGGCGUGGUAGUUGUAUUAAAUAUGAUCAAUGCAGGCGAGGAUAUUGCCAAGAAGCUUUUCGAAACAGAUAUUAUGGAACUUCUUAGCGGUUUGUCACAGUUGCCAGAUGACACGCGUAAUAAAGCUCGAGAAAUCGCACAACAGUGUUUAACUGCAGCAGAGCGCUACAAUCUUAUUGAAAAGUCGGUCGAUGCUAUGGUGCCGGAUGUCUUCCAAGAGGCGGCGCGAAUUGAAGAAAUAGACGAGCAAUAAUCUGGUUCUUACGUGUUAUGGAGAGAUUACAAUAAGUGCCAAAAGAAUUGGAUAUUUUUAAGCUUUUACAAUUUACCCGUUGCUCUUUUAGUUUUGUAGUAUGUAGUACUAGUAUGCAAUCACUCAUUCAUUUUAUGAUUCACAAAAAUUUAUUCAUUAAAAAUUUGUAUGAAAUUACAGAAAAUGUUCAGAUUUAUUCUUGAAAUUUGCAAGGAGCAAAUAAUAUUGCUUUGAAAAAUUAUAUAUUAAUUUGCACAUACAAUGUACAUACAUAGGUGCAUAUAUUACAAUACAAAUACAUCUUUUCAUAUACACAUUUACACUUAUUUCUUUAAUAUUUGUUUCUGUUUCCCAACGAUAUUUUGUAAAACUGCUUGGCGAUUGGCAAGAAUAAAAGUAUUGAAAAUUGCCUAAUUUGCGUUAACUUCAGUUGCACUCAAGUUGUAAUACCCUCUACAAAUAAAAAAAAUCUAUACAAGUACUUGAUGGUGACCGGUCAGCUACUAUAUGUAUGCUAUAGACUCCCUAUCGUGUGACUCCUUCAAUCUAUUGCUCUAGAAAAUAAUACGAGGUGCAGAGCUAAAUAGAGAAGGUACAAUAUUCUAUAAGAGUACAGCUGCUUGCGUACGCCGAUGAUAUUGAUAUCAUUAGCCUCAACAACCUCGCCGUUAGUUCUGCUUUCUCCGAACUGGAUAAGUAAGCGAAUCAUAUGGGUCUGUUUGUGAACGAACAGUCAUCGCAUUCGCGACUUGGUUCAUACGUCACUGUUGACAGUCAUAGUUUUGAAAUCGUAGAUAAUUUCGUCCAUCUUGUAACCAGUAUCAAUACCAACAACAUUAUCAGCCUUGAAAUCCAACGCUGACUCACGACUACUUGGACUAAGUAGGCAAUUGAAAAGCAAAGUUUUCUCUCGACGAACAAAGGCUAAACUCUACAAGUCCCUCAUCAUUCGCGUUUUACUAUAUGGUGCGGAGGGUCUUCGACGUUUCCUUCUAGGAGUUGGAAACUCCGUCUCUCUCUGUUCAGGCUAUAUUGAAAAGGUACAAAUUGAUUCUUUACUAAUAUAAUAUAAAAGAGUAUGAACAACUGAGGAAUUAAAUUUGUAUAUUGUACAAUUAUAUGUAUUCUGGUACAUAUGUACUUGUAUAUCAACACAAAAACUACAUUCAAAUAACUAUUUUGGCUUACAAAGAUGUUUAAUGUUGUAGUUAAUGUAUGUGAAAUGGACCCAUUACGCAAACCAUCGGCGAAUUCACCUGUUGCAUGAUUUACCUAAGUUUUUAUUUUUUGUUGUUGUAGCGGGUAGAGUAGAUUUACUUUUUUCAAUAGCCUUUUUUGACAGAUCACGCGUGAGUCGUGCAAAGCUGCCUCGUAAUUUUUGUUUCGUAUUGUUUGGCAUUUCAUUUAACUUUAUUACGAAAAUUCACGUUCUAUAAGGAAUGUGUUUCGCGCGCUUCGCUCAACUUAUUGUCGACGUAAUCAGCCUACUGAGCUUCUAUUCGCCACACCCUCACCCAUUAGAUCACGUCCAGCACACAGAGAAGUAAAUACGGCAGACGUAGCUGAAAGUGUACACCAAGACCGUUUAGAGUCGAUUCGGCGAUGUUUGCAGCAACUCGGACUGAUGUUCGGAAUGACUUGGCUUGUUUUACGUAAAGAUCUUAAACUGAAAGCACAUAAAGCUUGUACAAGAACUGAAGCCGCUCGACCUUCCCAAGCGACAUCGUUUCGCUCUACGGACUAUUGAAAAGUUUCAAGAAGAUCCGACGUUUACGAGCUAAAUUUCGUUCAGUGAUGAGGCCUAUUUUUGGCUCAAUGGAUAUGUAAACAAUCAAAAUUGUCGCAUUUGAACGAAGAGCAAACUGAAGAGAUUCAAUAAUUGCCAUUUCAUCCAGAAAAAACAGCGGUUUGGUGUGAUUUGUGGGCCGGUGGAAUCACCAGUUUCUUCAAACAACAGACCAACAUCAAACCUUAGGACAUUUUAGCUAAUAUCAAAUCCUUUUCAAUAUUUUGAAAGGAAAAUUUAAAUGGAUAGAUGACCUACAACAUCAUGCAAACAAUUAAUUAUGGCCGACAAGCUUAGUUGAUGAACGAUUAGUAAAGUGAAAAGUGUUUUUAGUGGAAACAAACAAAUUAGUUGAUCACAAGUGAGCAGACUUACAAACCAAGUAUGUUCACGUAACCGGCAGGAAAUUCAUCACCAUGCUUGAAAGAAAAUAUACUCAAUAUUUUCUCUAUAUGAGAAUGUUUUCAAUUAUUCCAUAUUACUCCUCUAAUCGUCUACAUUGAAUAUCUGUAUUAAGUGCACUUAACUGAAGCCCUGCACCAUGGUGACUUUGAAACUAUCGCAAAUAAAGCUAUUAAGAUUCUACAAACCA